AUGAACAUAUCAUCUGAAAUCGAAAAAAGAUUUGAUAACGAUGUUUAUCGUUGGUAUGCAGAUACAAUUGUUUAUCGCGGUAUUGGUCCAUUAAUAGCUUGUUUGGGUUUUGUUGGUGGAAUACUUUCUUGUCUUGUUUUUCGUCGAAAACCUUUAAGAAAUAAAUCUUGUUCAAUUUAUUUUUUAUUUUUGGCUUUAGCUGAUCUUUUAUGUAUGAUUUGUUGGAUUGUUCAUUUUGUUUUACCAACUUAUAAUAUUCAACUUCUUACUUUAUCAAAUAUUUUUUGCAAAAUAUUUGUUUUUUCUAUGUAUUUUGCAUUUGAUUUGGCUAAUUAUAUAUUAACUGCAUGUUCAAUUGAUCGUGCUGUAAGUGUAUUAUUUCCAGUUGGAAGUCGUAAAUAUUGUCGUCGUAAAAUGGCAUAUACAAUAACAUUUAUAUUAAUUAUAAUACAUACAUUAUUAAAUAGUCAUUUUUUUUAUGGUUUUCUAGUUAUAUCUGCAAAUUCAACAUUAAAUACAAGUAUUAGAAUAUGUCAUCAUCGUUUUGAUUCUUCAAAUUAUGAAAAAUUAUUUUCAGCAUAUGAUUCAUAUGUUGAUGUUAUUAAAACAAAUGUUAUACCAUUUAUAAUAAUGAGUUUUUGUAAUAUAAUUAUUAUUAUUCGUGUAUGUCGUUCAAAAUCAUCAAUUUAUUUAAAUAAAACAAAAUCAAAUUCAAAUAGAAAUAAAUCAAAAAGAAAAUCUGAAAAAGAUCGACAAUUAACAUUUAUGUUACUUGGAUCAUCAAUUGCUUUUCUUGUAUUAACACUUCCAACUGAAAUAAAUGAUAUUAUUCGAUCAAAUUCAAAUGAUAAAAUAGUUAAUGAAAAAAAUUAUUUAUUAUCAGCUAUUCUUCUUUCACUUGCACAUCUUAAUUAUGCUAUUCAUUUUUACAUCUAUACAUUAACAGGUGAAGUAUUUCGUCAACAAUUAAUUAAAUUAUGGCCUAUUUAUAUUAUUUGGCCAUAUUUUAUUAGACUUAUUCAAUCAAAACAAAAUAAUUCAUCAUCAACAAAUCAAACAAAUAAUUAUCGAAAAAGACAAUUUGAAAAUAAUUUAAAUACAUUAUUAGAUGUAUCAUAG
This is a messenger RNA of Rotaria sordida, 1119 nucleotides long. The record is from the annotation of a GenBank genome assembly. Lineage: Eukaryota; Metazoa; Rotifera; Eurotatoria; Philodinida; Philodinidae.